Molecule: messenger RNA, 3701 nt
Organism: Arabidopsis thaliana (thale cress)
Lineage: Eukaryota; Viridiplantae; Streptophyta; Magnoliopsida; Brassicales; Brassicaceae
Product: Subtilase family protein
Exons: 10
Coding region: 284-2854 (856 amino acids)
Biological process (GO): proteolysis
Cellular component (GO): extracellular region
Molecular function (GO): serine-type endopeptidase activity; serine-type peptidase activity
Source: RefSeq, marked reviewed
AAAAAAGGUUUCAGAUUCUCGUGAGUUUUGUUUUUUUUCUUCUGAAGAUAUCCCACCUUGUGUAUAUAAUACUAUUAAUAAGUAUAAAUAUGAGCACACUCUUCUUUUCACCGUCUCCAACACGAAAAAGAUAUAAAAGGCAGUUCCUUUUUUUCUGCAGAUUCCACUUGAUGAUAUUCACCAUGUUUGCUUAAUGAUUUCUUCUUUUGCAGCUUUUUUCUUUCUUUAUCUUCUCAUUUAAGCAAUUAGUGGGUUUCGUAGAGUUUUAUCACUGAGUGAAAAAAUGAGGAGAGUUUUAAUGGUGAAUUUUGGGGUUUUACUUCUGUUCUGUUUUGGGGUUUUGUCGAAUUCAUUUGGACAAGAUAAUGGUGGUGAUUCUGAUAUAAACUCUACUACGGCUGUUUACAUUGUUACCCUGAGACAAGCUUCUUCUCUUCACCUUUUCCAACAAGAAGCAGAAGAAGUGAAAAGGGUCAGAGAUCAAUCCAAACAUGGAGACACUUCCAAGUUUACUAGACCAAAACUCCAACCAAGGAACAUUUCAAGGUCACGUUAUUGGAGAUCAAGAAGAUCAGCAAUUGCUCAAGCUCAUGACUCUUUGCUAAGAAAUGCAUUGAAGGGAGAGAAGUAUAUAAAGCUCUAUAGCUUCCAUUAUCUCAUCAAUGGUUUUGCUGUGUUUGUUAGCUCACAACAGGCUGAGACUCUUUCAAGAAGAAGGGAAGUAGCAAACAUAGUGUUGGAUUUUUCUGUUAGGACGGCAACAACUUAUACACCUCAAUUCAUGGGUUUACCAAAAGGUGCAUGGGUUAAAGAAGGUGGAUAUGAAACUGCUGGAGAAGGAAUUGUUAUCGGGUUUAUCGACACUGGCAUUGAUCCAACUCACCCUAGUUUCAAUGGCACUGACACUUCCCAGCGUCAGUAUCCGAUCCCUAAUCAUUUCUCAGGUGUUUGUGAAGUUACUCCGGAUUUUCCAUCAGGCUCCUGUAAUAGGAAGCUUGUUGGAGCUCGCCAUUUCGCGCAGUCAGCUAUUACUAGAGGGAUUUUCAAUUCAUCUGAAGACUAUGCUUCACCUUUUGACGGCGAUGGCCAUGGCACGCACACAGCUUCCAUCGCAGCGGGUAACCAUGGUGUCUCAGCAGUAGUUUCUGGCCAUAACUUUGGAAGUGCUAGUGGAAUCGCUCCUCGUGCGCAUAUUUCUGUUUACAAGGCAUUGUAUAAGAGUUUUGGGGGAUUUGCUGCAGAUGUUGUUGCUGCUAUAGACCAGGCAGCUCAAGAUGGAGUUGACAUAUUAAGUCUAUCCAUCACACCUAAUCGACGUCCUCCCGGUGUAGCCACGUUCUUUAACCCGUUAGAUAUGGCCAUGCUUUCCGCUGUUAAGGCCGGUAUAUUCGUUGUACAAGCUGCAGGAAACACAGGUCCUUCUCCUAAGAGCAUGUCCUCCUUCAGUCCAUGGAUUUUCACUGUUGGUGCUGCUUCUCACGAUCGAGACUACUCUAACUCGAUAGUCCUAGGCAACAAUGUAUCUAUUCCAGGCGUAGGACUUGCACUUCGUACAGAUGAAGGCAAGAAGUACACAAUGAUCUCUGCUCUUGAUGCGUUGAAGAACAAAAGUUCAGUAGUAGACAAAGACAUGUAUGUAGGUGAAUGCCAAGACUAUGGCAGCUUCGAUAAAGAUGUUAUCCGUGGGAAUCUACUGAUAUGUAGCUACUCUAUCCGUUUCGUCCUCGGGCUUUCCACUAUUAAACAAGCUUUAGCUGUUGCCAAGAAUCUAUCUGCAAAGGGUGUUGUGUUCUACAUGGACCCUUAUGUUCUUGGUUUUCAGAUUAAUCCUACACCGAUGGACAUGCCCGGGAUCAUAAUUCCAUCCGCAGAAGAUUCCAAGGUUUUACUCAAGUACUAUAACUCUUCUCUUGUAAGAGAUGGAACAACCAAGGAGAUUGUUAGAUUUGGAGCAGUUGCAGCCAUUGCAGGUGGACAAAAUGCUAACUUCAGUAACAGAGCUCCUAAGAUUAUGUACUACUCAGCAAGAGGACCUGAUCCACAAGACAGCCUUUUUAACGACGCCGACAUUUUGAAACCAAAUCUUGUAGCUCCUGGAAAUUCCAUUUGGGGCGCUUGGAGUUCCGCUGCCACUGAAUCCACUGAGUUUGAAGGAGAAAGUUUUGCGAUGAUGUCUGGUACGAGUAUGGCUGCUCCUCAUGUAGCUGGUGUGGCUGCAUUGGUCAAGCAGAAAUUCAGAAAGUUUAGUCCUUCAGCUAUUGCAUCUGCACUUUCAACAACCUCUGUUCUAUUUGACAAUAAAGGCGAGGCGAUAAUGGCUCAACGUGCUUAUGCUAAUCCUGAUCAAACCAUAUCUCCUGCUACCCCAUUUGAUAUGGGGAAUGGCUUUGUGAAUGCAACCGCAGCUUUGGAUCCUGGCCUAAUCUUUGAUACUAGUUUUGAAGACUAUAUGUCAUUUCUUUGUGGCAUCAAUGGAUCAGCUCCAGUGGUAUUCAACUACACCGGCACAAAUUGCUUGCGGAACAAUGCAACAAUCAGCGGAUCUGACCUUAAUUUGCCAUCCAUCACUGUAUCGAAGCUUAACAACACUCGAACGGUCCAAAGACUAAUGACAAACAUUGCUGGAAAUGAGACCUAUACUGUCAGUUUGAUUACUCCUUUUGAUGUUUUGAUAAAUGUAUCUCCUACUCAAUUCUCUAUAGCCAGUGGAGAGACAAAGCUACUUAGUGUAAUCCUCACAGCAAAGAGGAACAGCUCUAUUUCUAGUUUUGGAGGGAUCAAGCUGCUAGGAAACGCGGGACACAUUGUUCGUAUUCCGGUGUCUGUCACAGUGAAAAUCGCCUCGAAACAAUGAAGCUGGUAAUAUAUACACAGAGCUUGGUAGAUAAGAGAAACUGUAUUCAUUUCAUUUUUCCAUGUAAAUGUCACAUAGCAUUUAUAAUACAUGGUACAUUUUAUUUGAUACAAUAUGUAAAACUAGAGGAAAGAUUCCACAGUCAUUAAAACACAAUAAGGUUCUAGUAGAAAACAUAUUGAUUCAUUACGCAUUGCCUCCAUCUCUGUUUCCUUUGCUUGGCGCAGAAGGCACCUUCUCGGUUUCCUCUUCCUCAGCAGCAGCAGCUCCAGAAGACGGUGUUGAAGUUACAGGAACGGAAGGAUUCGUAGGUGUACCCAUUGGGAAAGGAGCAUACUUGUGGAAAGGCCAUCCCUGGAAUGGUAGUCUAUACCUGAAAAAACCGGCUAUUGCAGACUUUGUUGCAGGCUCAUCAAUAUGUGUCAUGGAGGAUGAUGAAUCAACCUUCGGGAAUUCAGAAAAAAGCAUUGCCGGAGAAUGAACAUGUUCUUUCCCAUGCUUCUUCCCUAUUGCUGCUGAUGCUGCUGCGAGUUUCGGGCUGCGAGAGCAGAGCACAAGUGGGGAACUGACGAAUGUGAGAAAGAUUAGACAGAGAUAAACUCUUGAAAUUGACAUUGUAGCUGAUUUUGGAGUGUUUAACAAGAGAUGGUUCUUCUUUUUGUUUUGAAGUUGUUUGUUUGUUCGAUGAUGUUUGGAGUCAAAUGGUGUUGUAAUUUAUAGAGUGGAGAUUGUAGAGUUUGGAGAAUGUGUAGGAGAUUCAACGUUGGAUUUCUACUUCUUACCUAAAAUCAUAGUUUCAGAAUCAUGCUUAUUGUCAUGAGCUUGACUUGUGAAGAUGAACCAGAAC